Schistocerca cancellata (South American locust) is the source of this 865-nucleotide messenger RNA. Its product is annotated as trypsin-3-like. NCBI's taxonomy places the organism in Eukaryota, Metazoa, Arthropoda, Insecta, Orthoptera, Acrididae. The coding region runs from base 1 to 573 and encodes 190 amino acids. Gene Ontology annotation, biological process: proteolysis. The record is from RefSeq and is a predicted model, not a curated record. The transcript is spliced from 4 exons. Gene Ontology annotation, molecular function: serine-type endopeptidase activity.
AUGGAAAAACUAUACUCAGUCGCUAAGCCCAUAAAUCUGUCAGUCCUAGCCGGCACCGUCAACAUAUCCUCUGGCGGCACGCGGCACCGGGCGAACAAGGUGGUGGUGCACAGCCGGUACAGACCCGAGGACUCCUGGGUCAACGACGUCGCUCUCAUAAGGGUGGAGCCCGCGCUGCUGAUCGACAACGUGACCGUGGCGGCUGCCAGGCUGCCGGAGCAGUGGCAGGACACACCUGCCGGCACUCCCGCCGUCAUCAUCGGCUGGGGUCGGCUCUGGCAAAACGGAGACCUACCCGAUAUGCUGCAGAAGGUGGACACGGCCAUCGUGGACCAGCAGGAGUGCUUCGACGUGUACGCCUACAACUACACGAUUCACGACAGCCAGAUCUGCUCGGAGGUGCCACUGCCGGACAAGGGCGCCUGCAACGGUGACUCCGGCAGCCCGAUGCUGGUGGACGGCAUCGUGGUGGGGCUGGCGUCGUGGCAGCAGGGCUGCGCCCUCGAGGGCUACCCCACUGUCUACACCAGGGUCUCACACUUCGUCGACUGGAUCGAGGAGAACAAGAAAUAGGCAACGCACCUUUUCACCUAGAAGACUCACACUUAUAGGCCUACUCCCUGUUAUUUUCAUCUUUGGGUGCUUAUCAUAUGUUAACACAUUUUUCAGGAGUCGCAUGCUUUUUUCCACGUCCUUUAUCUGACUGUUUCCCCCUACCGUUUUAUUGUGACCUUUCAUUACAAGAACAGUGGUAUGGUAAGUAUUGUUCGAAGUCACUGUAAUUAGUAUUUCAAAUAUACAAAUCAGUAAUUUUAUAUGGAGGCGAAAAGUAUCUUGUGUUUGACUUCAUUUCGCAUGUACUGUC